Oncorhynchus kisutch (coho salmon) is the source of this 2507-nucleotide messenger RNA. Its product is annotated as probable ribonuclease ZC3H12D. Lineage: Eukaryota; Metazoa; Chordata; Actinopteri; Salmoniformes; Salmonidae. Gene Ontology annotation, molecular function: mRNA binding; RNA endonuclease activity; metal ion binding. The transcript has 6 exons. The record is from RefSeq and is a predicted model, not a curated record. Gene Ontology annotation, cellular component: cytoplasmic ribonucleoprotein granule; nucleus. Bases 356 to 2191 code for a protein of 611 amino acids.
UCCUCAUAUGAAUAAAAACAGUACACACAGGUUCUGUCUCUCAACGUGACCGAGUUGGCUCUCUCAUUCACACAGCAACAGGCUCGCUGCCAGACAAGCAGGCUGAUGCUUCUUCUAACCACCACAAAAAACCAGAGAAUGCCUCACCUCAACCCUCGCCUCUUCUGCACCUGUCAAAUCUUCCAAAACUGACACUGUUGCUGUGGAAACCAUGAUGAAAUGAUAGAAAAGGGAGGCGAGGAGGAUUCCCCGACAGACAGAGCCCUGCCAGGAGCCUGGAAGGAGGACACCUAGACUACUUAGAGACACUGACAGAACUGAGGGAGGAAGCCUAACCGAGCUGAGGACCAGCAGCAUGGACCAGCAGCAUGGAAAAGUGGAGCGCUUCCUCAAGCUGGGCUACUCCCACAGUGACAUUGUGCGCGUGUUGGAGAGCCUGCGCCAUGACGCCCAGACAAACGACAUACUGGAGGAGCUGAUCAAGACCUGCCAGACCCCCACUACCACCACCCCAUCCAUACCAGUCAGCCGCUCAGCCUACUCCAGCCCACAGCUGAUCCCCCGAGGCUGCAGCUCUCCCCAGCCCAGCCAGCCCCUGCGGCCCAGCUCAGCUACAGACAGGGAUCCCACUGGGGGAUUCAGACCAGUGGUCAUUGAUGGGAGCAAUGUGGCCAUGAGCCAUGGCAACAAGCAAGUGUUUUCAUGCCGGGGGCUGCUGCUGGCAGUCAGGUGGUUUCUGGAGAGGGGUCUUCGUGACAUCACUGUGUUCGUGCCCCUGUGGAGGAAGGAGCAGCCCAGUCCCGAGGCCCCCAUGACAGCAGAUCAGCACAUCCUCCAUGAGCUGGAGAAGAGGACGAUCCUGGUGUACACCCCGUCACGCUGCGUCAACGGGAAGAGAGUGGUGUGUUACGACGACCGCUACAUCGUCAAGCUGGCCUACGAGUCCGACGGCAUCGUUGUGUCCAAUGACAACUACAGAGACCUGCAGAUAGAGAGGCCAGAGUGGAAGACGUUUAUAGAGGAAAGGCUGUUGAUGUACAGCUUCGCCAAUGACAAGUUCAUGCCUCCAGAUGAUCCUCUGGGAAGGAAUGGCCCAACGAUUGACAACUUUCUGAUGAAAAAGCAGUGGACCCCAGAAAACAAGCAGCAGCAUUGCCCGUAUGGAAAGAAGUGUACUUACGGAGUGAAGUGCAAGUUCUACCACCCAGAGCGCUCCAACCAAUCACAGCUGUCUGUGGCAGAUGAGCUGAGAGCCAAGAGCAAACCUACUGCUCAAACAGACAGGGAGCGGUCAUUUCUCCCCUCAGGCCCCAGCCCUGCUCUGAUCCAGGAAGUCAGCCAGGAGGCCCACCCUUACACAUCCCCUUAUGAGCUGGAUCUAACUACUACUCAUCUAUACAGAUAUCUAUCCACACCGCCUCCCCUUAUAAAAGAAGAGCAUUCCCAUUCCCACAGGGCUUCGCCUAGCGAUCAGUUCACCAGCCAGAGAAAAACAGGCAGCCCAACUCUACACCACAGGUCCAGCCUCCGCCUCUGCCCCAGCCCAGACACUGACGAGGCCUUCAGCUCCCUGGAAGCCUCCCUAUCCAGACUCUAUGUCCAGGACCAGACCAACAACACCAAGGGGCCAGUGGUGUCCUACACCUACAGCAGUGGGGUGGCCAACUGCAGCCAGCACAGUGGGGACUUCUACCCUUCCAGCACUUCCAGCAGCCACGCCAGCAACCAACAGAGGCUCAGCCUGGGUAGACUCUCCUCAGCCUGGGAUUCCCCGCAAAAACUGCCACAGUGUGGCUGUGACGACUCACAAAGCUUUGAGUGCAGCCUGUGCAUGUACAGACACCAACAUCUCCAGUCAAAGCUAGGAGGGUGCUCCUAUGCUGUACACAGUAACCAUAUCCAUUUCACAGAGCAGCAGUACUUCCAGAGUCCUCCCCUACAAAGGCAGAGUCACAGCCUCCCAGAACACAGCCCGGGACAGGGCCUCUCUGGCGAGAGAGUGGGGAUGACCAGGUCAAAUGGAGGUAAAGCUCCAGAGAGUGAGCAGAGGAGGAGUGUGAAGAACCAGCUCAGCACCCUCUUCCCCCACAGCAUGGUAGACUAUGUGAUGAGUGUGUACCCACACACCCUCAAUAUGUCAGAGCUGGUGCCUCUGAUUCAGAGGUUCCGAAUCAGCCACAUUCCUUUCUAACAUGCAAGACCUGUGAUCAUUUCUCUGUAAGCAUUAAACACACUAGUCUUCAGCAGACUAGAGGAAAGCCUGAAAUGUAGCAAUCUGAGCUGAAUGUGUUAUGUCAAGUGCAAUGCACUACUGUCUCCUGAAUGAUGCUAGUUCAUUUUGAAUCUAGUAUUGACUUAAAUAUAUUCAAAGCAGCAUGUGUUGUUUUAUCAUGUAGCCUCAAACUGAGGGAAGCUAUAAGACAAAAUGGAUGUUGACCUGUAUGGUAUGCAGAAUAAUGCUGUCCUUGUCAUUUUUCUUAUCCAUAUUAAACAUAAGUCAUUGGCAA